Messenger RNA from Portunus trituberculatus (swimming crab), 4672 nucleotides. RefSeq lists its product as uncharacterized. Gene Ontology annotation, biological process: regulation of transcription by RNA polymerase II. Bases 1 to 2139 code for a protein of 712 amino acids. Gene Ontology annotation, cellular component: nucleus. The record is from RefSeq and is a predicted model, not a curated record. NCBI's taxonomy places the organism in Eukaryota, Metazoa, Arthropoda, Malacostraca, Decapoda, Portunidae. The transcript is spliced from 17 exons. Gene Ontology annotation, molecular function: DNA-binding transcription activator activity, RNA polymerase II-specific; RNA polymerase II cis-regulatory region sequence-specific DNA binding.
AUGGGAAUGGGAGGCUGGGGAGUGGAGAGCAUACUGCCGUGUGAUGUGUUGGGUGGGGCGACCCUGCUGACUGCAUGCACUGUCUCUGAUCUCUCCUCAGAUCCACUUAGUUUUUGGUCCAACACGGCACCACUGUUAGUAAUAAUGUCUCGAGAUGGAAACUACAGUGCCCUCAAGAUGGUGAUAACGAUGGACACAAGCGAUUUUGGAGUCACUGAGAUACAGCUAGCGGACAGCACUAGUGGAGGUGGAGGAGAUGUAGGUGGAGAAGGAGCUGCAGGCGUGAUGGCAGACAAGCGGGAUUUCCUAGUUCCACCUGCUCCGCCACCUCCUUACGCCCUCCUUGCUACUACUUACUGCUGGACGAACACCUUCAGCUACCCGGCACUGUACGGGAUGGGAGAGCCGGAGAUCGGGCGGGCGGGCGGAGGGGAGGGUGUCGCUGGCCGCACCCGCAAACGCAUCUUGGACCCGCUGGAAGCUCAAGAAGAUGACUCUACAGCGCGGCGACUUGGGGUGUUCACGGACUGGCAGGAGACCAUUAAGGGCAUCGGUGUCCCUAAUAAGAAAGGUGAGUGGUGUGAGUUUAUUGAUUCCAGGCUUGACAAGUACAGGCAGCGGCUGUCUCUAACCCCAAGUCCAAAGAGUGUCUUGUUAAUAAUUCAGAAUUGCCCAUCACCAAAACCUUCCUCUCAUAACAAUUCUGUUGUGCAGCACCCUCCCUCCAUCCAACACAGAGACUGGACACUCAAGGAUGCCCCAAAAAAACCUCAGACCUUGGGAUCACACUCUAACGUAAUGGAGCGCUCGUGCUGCAAAGCGCCGGGAGUGUGCCAUGCCUGCAGUUCCCGCCGCCACAGAUCCUUCUACAUGCCGCCCCCUGCCGCCCUGCCGCUGGGUGCUCCUUGGCAGGGCGUCGCAGUGCAUUCACCGCACCACCACCCUGUUCACGUGACGCGCCACUUCCGACACGAUGCCACAUUACAGAGAAGGGUGUAUGAGUUAUCCCGUCAUUACCUUCCCUUUCAGGUGGACAUUCCUCUCUCGUACGGGAUUUUUGAUGUGAAACAAGAUGCCUCCUCGCUUAACACCUGUGAGUUUGACUGGGACCCCACAAAGGAGGUUGGGGUCUACAUCAAGGUCAAUUGUAUUAGCACAGAAUUUACCCCAAAGAAGCACGGAGGAGAGAAAGGUGUCCCAUUCCGCAUCCAGAUUGAGACAUACACACAGACCAGUUCUGGCAUGGAGCGGCUGUAUGUGUGUGCUUGUCAGAUCAAAGUGUUCAAGCUGAAAGGAGCUGAUCGCAAACACAAGCAGGACAGGGAGAAGAUCAUGAAGCGGUCUCCCUCAGAGCAGGAGAAGUAUCAGCCAUCGUGCGAGUGCACCAUUCUGACGGAGCUGUCCCCUGAGGCAGUGUAUACCCCAGUACCUGAGUCGUCCUCUCCAGUCAUGGCUGCCACCUCCGGGGUCAUGAACCUCUCUGUCCAAGGCAACAGUCCCCCCAUGGACAUGAAAAGUGAAGCAUCAUUUUCAGAGACACCAAAAUGUGUGGAAAAUGGCCAGCAUCACCAGACACUGCCAGAGGGAGAAGAGGAUCCAUGCUUGCUGUACAGUGUGCCACUCCACACGGGCAGCACCACCAGCCACACCAUGGCUUGGCUGGUGGCUAACCGCUUCAACAAGUUCAGCAAGAUGUUCACUAACUUCACCGGCACUGACAUUCUGCGGCUGUCACGUUCUGACCUCAUAGAGAUGUGUGGUAUUGCUGACGGCCUCAGACUCUUCUAUGCCCUCCAUGCCAAGAAGGUGGCCCCGCGUCUCACGGUGUAUGUGUGCAUGGAACAUGAGCAGCUGUACCAUGCAUUGUACCUGGAGACCCUCAGCUGCCAGGAGUUCACUCACAAGUUGUGUACUCUCCUCCAAAUCUCAUAUGACCGAAUCCACGAUGUGUAUCUUCAGGGCCCAUCCGGUAUCCACAUUUUGGUGACUGAUGAGGUGGUGCAGAACAUGGCCGAGGAGUCAACACUCUCCAUUGAGGUGCUGCAGGACAGUGCCCGAGAAAGGUUCCGUCUACUUAUCCGCCCCCACAACACUAGGACCGCCACCACUGCCACCUCUCCAGGACCUCACCAGUCAUAGUACAGGCCCCUCCACCCCUCCCCAUUCCCAUCCUCCCCUUCCCCUUGUCCAAAGUCCAGGGACACAUCAACAUCCCCUGUGAAAAGUCCUGUUCCAUCCCCAUCUGUUAGAGACUCUGCCUCUCCAUCUCUCCCUGUGUAAAGCCUCAUCUAUCUUCAUCUAUUUUUAAAGUUAGUGAUUAUGUUAAGGCAAAUGUAAGUAUACUGAGAAGCAAUUAUAUGAGCUGCUCAAACUAUUCACUUCACUCCCCACUCCUCCCUCCUUCUCCUUGUUUCUGUGCCACUGGUGCAGACACUUGGCCUGUGUGUGUGUGUGUGUGUGUGUGUGUGUGUGUGUGUGUGUGUGUGUGUGUGUGUGUGUGUGUGUGUAUGCGCUGUGGUGCUCCUGAUUCGCCUCAGCCCCUCCCCGUGGUCAUUUGUGGGACCUGAUGUCUGUGCAUCAUGUUUGUUGUUUCUUGUUGUUGUUGUUGAUGUUGUGUCACAGAGAGAGAAAGAGAGAGAAGAAAAAAGAAAAAAGUAACCUCUAGGUUUAUUUUUACACGCUAUUUGUUUUGUAUUUUUAUAGUGAAACUUGCUGAUUGUUCUUUGAUCAGCUUUCACUGAUUGGCAUAAACAAGUACUGUUAUCAACUGUGUCAGCGAGGUGGAGUUGUUUCAUAAUACUGUACUAUGAUAACAUGAGCAUCCUGAGACUGGAGACAAUGACGUCAGAUGUCCUGGCUUGGCACUAGGGUGGUGUGUCUGUGUGUGUAUGUGAGGAGCAGUGACCACUAUGGAACACCACCAGUCACUGUACAGCAACUGAAGCAUAAUAAUCAAUACUUUCAUGAGUAUUCUCUCUCUAAGAAAGCAAAGAAGAGUCUGAGCACAACUUGUGGCUUUUUUGGUAAAGAAAUUACAAAGUGGAGUGAAAUGCACAUUGUUUCUUUGAUACGAGAACACGUAACUUGUAUGUAAUGGAUAUUUAACUUUUCUAUCUAUAAAAGUAAUUAUUGCUUAUAAAUUUAUUUAAAGUCCACACCAGCAAGUAUUUUCUGUGGCCUAGAGCUGUGUGCACAAGUCUGUUCCUCUCAUUAGUUACUGAAGCUGUACCAACACGCUCCAAGUGACUCGCUCUGUGGGAAUUCACGUCAUUGUUCAUGUUAUCUCCUAAACACAAGCACAUCGCUUACAGAAAAGACGUUAUGUAUGUAAUUGAUAUUAUUCCUUACUAAUGUUACGUUAUAAUGUUCAUAAUAAUUGUCGUUAUAAUGUUUGUAGAGGCCAGGUGAUUUUCACAUUUUGGGUAGUGAAGAAAGCGUACAAAUAUGUGUAAUUUGGGAGUCAGGUUACUGUUGUGAUUAUUUUUGCAAUGACUGACUAAUGUAGUAGUUUAAUAUACACUGCUGUGUUAUUACAGAAUGAUCAAUACUCAUGUGAUACCACACUUGCUGAUGGUCACUACACAACCUUAGAGACAAUAACUGACUGGGCCUCAUGCUGCCACAACACACCUCCACCAUGUUUUAUUUCUUCCUUUUGUGCUGCAGUCUGACAUUUUAUGCCUCUCACUUAGACUGAAUGAGUGAAUGAGAGUUGUGAGGUGAACUCCUUCCCUCAGACCUUGGUGCCUUACACAAAGCAGACUUAUGGAACAAGCAUCAACCCUGUGCUGUGAAUGAAUGGUUUAUUAUUGACUAUAUUCUGAAAUGUUUUGGCAUCUCAUCUUCACUAAUUUUAAGAGGUUGCUGUCAAGGCUACUGGGCUUUUUAAAGGGGUGUUCACAAUUCUAGUUAGCUUAAUAAGAAUUCUGCAAUAUCAGUGGGAAAAGACCCUAGUAUCUUUGUAGCCUUUUUUGUUUUAAAUACUCCCAAUGAAAGUGCAAAGCAUUUCAGAAUGUGUGUGUGUGUGUGUGUGUGUGUGUGUGUGUGUGUGUGUGUGUGUGUGUGUGUGUAAUACUUGCCAUCAUCUUGCCAUGCAUAAAUGGAAGGAAAAAGCUUUUAUUUAUAUUUUACCAGAAGCUCUUAUUUAUAUUUUAUCUAAAAUUAGAUGCUUCACUGUAUCUUAUAAAAUUAUAGAAGGCUAGAGGUUAAUUGAUGAAGAUUGCUUAAGGAACCAGUACUGCACACAAAACUAGCCUUGUCUUGAGGAUUGGUGCUUCCCUCCGUCUCAAUAUGUAAUGGAGGAGGAUUUGUCAGUGGCAUUAGACCUAGUUUGGAAAGGCCCUGUCAUUACAGGGUUGAAAGAUAAUAGGGAGGGUUAUAAAUGAAUAAGCCAAGUGAUGUAGCUAAUUCCUGCAUGUCCAGAGUUCAUGUUUCCUUACAGCAUUCACCAGCAAUUAGACUCAUUAUUGCAUGUUGGCAACCCUUAACCUGUUGGCUGCAGCAAGUAGAUUUUUAUAAAAGUUAAAAAGUUGAAUGUAACUGAAUGGACUCUUACCAGUGAUGACUACAUUAUGACAUGGUUAAACCUGUAUUAAAUCAAUAUGAAUUUUAUCAUUAAGAUUUUUUUUUAUUGUAAACAGUGCAAUCUUCAAAAUUAAAAACAAGAUAAUCA